AUGGAGUCUCGCAAGACCCCAAAUCUCGGCGCUCCAAGGUUAUCACUCGACCGAAUAGACCACCUCGAAAAGGAUGCUCUUUGGAUACCAUACCACUCUCGCUCGAGUGACGUCGAGUUCCUAAAGAAGCCGGCUUUCCUUCGCGACGUAAUGGUUGGACUGGUCGGCUUGACUGAAACUAUCAUUGACAUCCAGAACCUUUUCUUUGACAAAGCACUCGACCUUGGCAUGAGCAUCGACGAGUUGUGGGAGGAAGCGAGUUCGUUGCAUCGGCGCCUUCAAGUAUUUCUCGAGGGAUUAGUGGACAUCGAGGCGCCACCGAUUCCGCAAGUGCUCUUUCUGCAGUAA
Aspergillus puulaauensis is the source of this 348-nucleotide messenger RNA. RefSeq lists its product as uncharacterized. The transcript has a single exon. The record is from RefSeq and is a predicted model, not a curated record. NCBI's taxonomy places the organism in Eukaryota, Fungi, Ascomycota, Eurotiomycetes, Eurotiales, Aspergillaceae. The coding region runs from base 1 to 348 and encodes 115 amino acids.